Styela clava is the source of this 1820-nucleotide messenger RNA. RefSeq names its product putative serine protease K12H4.7. Gene Ontology annotation, biological process: proteolysis. Gene Ontology annotation, molecular function: dipeptidyl-peptidase activity; serine-type exopeptidase activity. The record is from RefSeq and is a predicted model, not a curated record. NCBI's taxonomy places the organism in Eukaryota, Metazoa, Chordata, Ascidiacea, Stolidobranchia, Styelidae.
GCCUAUAGGGAGAAAUUCGAGUUCCAAGGAGGUAAUAUUGAAUUUAUGUUUGGUAUUUACGGUACCUUAGAAUACACUAAUACAUAAAUAUGUUAAAGAUGUUUCUUUCGGUAUGUCAUCUUUUGCUUCUCAUCUGUUGCAUUUCAUCUGGUUUUGCAGAAGAACAAUGGUUCGAACAAACUCUUGAUCAUUUUGAUCAUGAGAAUCACAGAACGUGGAGCCAGAGGUAUUUUGUAUCAGAUAAAUACUAUACACCAGGUGGACCUGCUUUUUUACAAAUUGGGGGAGAAGGACCCGCAGGUCCAGUAUGGUUGGAUCAAGGACAUUGGAUUGAAAUUGCAAAGGAAGUUGGUGCUAAGUGUUUUAUUUUAGAACAUAGAUUUUAUGGGGAAAGUCAUCCUACUAAUGACACAUCUGUUGAGAAUCUUCAAUUUUUAUCAAGUGAACAAGCCCUCGCUGACAUAGCAAGAUUUAUCACAAAUAAAACUGUAACAUCAGGCUUGAAGACUUGGAUAACAUUCGGUGGAUCUUAUCCUGGAUCACUUUCAUUGUGGAUGAAACUUAAAUAUCCACAUUUAAUUAAAGGAGCAAUGUCUGCAAGUGCACCUCUGCUUGCAAAGAUGGAUUUUUUUGAAUAUAAUGAAGUAGUUAACAGGUCUCUCAGUAAGUUUGGCUCACCAAAAUGCGUUGAAAAUAUCGCUAUAGCAACAAAAGCUGUUGACACAAUGUUACAGAGUGACACAGGUCGUCAACAACUGAUGAAAUUAUUCAAUCUCUGCUCCCCGUUGUCAGCAGACGAUUACGAAUAUUUUCAGAAUGCAGUUGCAGAUUCGAUUGCUGAAACUGUGCAAUAUAACAGAGAUAAUCGUGCAUUUGAAGGUGCUACAGAUGGGAAUGUGACUAUAUCUGUAUUGUGUGAUCAUAUGACUGAUCAAUCAUUGGGAAGUGAGAUUGAUCGUUAUGCAACAAUCCCUUCCUUAUUUGGGAAUGCUGUCGACAGGAAGAGAGUGUUUUCCAGAAGAUAUAGAACAUACGGCAAUGAAAUGGAUAAAUGUUUUGAUGCAAGUUACGCAAAUUUUAUUCAAUCUAUGAAAACACCUACGUUUGAUGCAGGAAGAACUUGGACUUUUCAGACAUGCACGGAAUUUGGAUGGUUUCAAUCUACAGACAGUUCUAAGCAACCAUUCCGUGGAUUUCCUGUUGGUUUGUUCACUGACAUAUGCAUCAAAGUAUUUGGAUCAUCCUUCAACCCUACAAACAUCCAAAACAGCAUUAUGGAAACCAAUGCAAAUUAUGGGGCAAGGGAUGUAGCAAGCCAAAUUACAAAUGCAGUUCUUUUUAAUGGCGGGGUUGAUCCAUGGCAUGCAAUGUCAUACACCACACCAACAGAUUCUUCUCCUUACAGAAAAAUAGUUGCCAGAUUUAAUAAGGCAAAUUACACGAAUCAUAGCCCGACCUUUCACACUCUUUUUGUACCUAGUUCAGCUCAUUGUGCUAUUAUGUAUCCUGAUAAACCAGAGGAUCCUCCUGAACUUCGUUAUGCUCGAGCACAGGCGUCAAAAUAUGUAAAAUCAUGGCUUAAAUGACACUCUGGUAGUGAUGUCACUAGACUUCGAGUAAAAGUUUAAACAAAUUUCCAUCAGUGGCUUGUUUUUACCUCUUUACAAAAUUGUGGCAUCCUAUUUAACUGCUCUAUGGUAUCUGACUUUUGCUACUAAUACUUAACAAUUUAUUAUUUUAUCAAGUGCAAUCAUUAGAUUUGUCACAUUAUAUUGCCUUCGUACACUACAUUCUGCUUUAUGAAUAAACUUUAUAGUCUG